AACGCCCUUGACCGCCUAUAUAUAUACUACACGCUGAACAUACAUACACACUCAGGUGCAGCAGCAGGUUAGCUGGUUGGGUUGAGAAUCGCUUGAGAGGAGCAGCAGAGCACAAACGGGCGCGGAGAAGACAUGAGGUUACUAGCUGGGAUCGUGAGGCUUGUUGCUGUGGUGUUCAUGGUGGUCGUCGGCUCAUCGCUUCACCAGGCGGUAGGAGUUGGUGCUAUCAGGCUGCACGACAGGAGGACGCACGGGGAGCAGUGGGCGGAGGAGAGGAUGCAGAUGAGGUCCUACAUGACCAUGGACUACUCCCGCGUCAAGCGGCGCACGCCCAAGCACAACUGAUCCAGCAAGCUGGCUACAAGAAGCCUUCAACCCUCUUCACAUCUAGGCUCCGGCGGCAGCAGCGACCGUCCGCUGAAAUUUGAUCCGCCUUCUUACGUCUUCAGUGUGUGUAUGUAUGUAUCCGGCGCGCAGAUGUGUGCGCGCAAAUUUUGCCCCCUGACCAAAUGUUAGUACUAGCCUAAUCACUAGGAUAUAUACAUACGCAGUUAUAGUAACUAGUAAGUACUCCUGUAACUUACACACACUGUAUAUGUGUGCGGAGUACUUACUAGUAGUGUUCAUUUUGUUCUUUUGGUGAAGCUGUGCUUAAUCUCCUGUAAGUUUUGAGGUGGUCAUGUACUCAGCAUGCAUGUCAAUCAUAAUGGAACCGGACAAGUCCACUGAAGGAGCAUUCGCUA
Molecule: messenger RNA, 743 nt
Organism: Hordeum vulgare subsp. vulgare (domesticated barley)
Lineage: Eukaryota; Viridiplantae; Streptophyta; Magnoliopsida; Poales; Poaceae
Exons: 2
Coding region: 133-345 (70 amino acids)
Source: RefSeq, a predicted model, not a curated record